Molecule: messenger RNA, 231 nt
Organism: Paramecium primaurelia
Lineage: Eukaryota; Ciliophora; Oligohymenophorea; Peniculida; Parameciidae
Source: the annotation of a GenBank genome assembly
AUGCCAAUAAAGACUUGUUGGUCAUUUCUUAAAGAUAAAUUAUUAAUGUAUUUAAAUAUUUAAAAAGUUCCCAUUUAAAAAUAAAUACAUAUAGCUUUACAUUAAGGGAAAAAGAUUAUAAAUCACUAUUAAUCAGUUAGAUUAAUUGAUGAUAACACUAAUAAACCUGCCAAAUAACCAUAGAUCUAUUUUGAAUAAACUGAAUAAUUAUCAAAUGAUGAACUUUAUUGA